AUGUCUGCAAUUUCAAAAUGGACGGUCUCUGAGCCGUAUCUCAAAGUCUCCGGGACUCUGCUGGAGGGCCCAUAUUACGACGCCAAGAAAAAUGAAUUCCGCUUCGUUGAUAUUUGGGAGCAGAAACUAUAUGUUCUGGACCUCGCCGAGGGCCCUAGUUCUUUGCGUACUCUGGAUACGUCCGCGUCGAUUGGGGUAACCGCUAAUAUUGCAAAUCCCGAUGAAGACCAAAAAGACCAAAUAGUCGUCGGUGCUAAACAUGGGUUUGCCCUUGUUAACCGCACCACUGGUGAACUCUCAUAUAUCGCUAAGCCUUGGGAUGACCAAGACAAGCUCCACAGAAUGCGUUUCAAUGACGGAGCUGUGGAUAGCAAAGGCCGACUCUGGGCCGGGGCUAUGAACGAUCCCAAACACGUGCAAAAGCUAGUCAAUGAAGGAGUUCUCUUCCGAUUGGACCCAGAUCUGAAGCUGAACCGCAUGGUUGAGCAACUGACUAUUCCAAAUGGUAUUGGAUGGAACCUUGCAAACGAUACAAUGUAUCUAACGGACUCGCCGACGGGCAAAAUUUUUGCCUUUGACUUCGAUGAGAGUACCGGAGAGAUUAGUAACAGACGGGUCCACUUUGAUAUCGGGAACUCCAAAGAACCAGAUGGUUUUGCAAUUGAUGAGGAAGGAUGUAUCUGGAGUGCUAUUUACGGUGGUGGUAAGGUAAUUCGGAUUUCACCCGAAGGGAAAGUCAUCGGUGAGAUCUCGCUGCCAACCCGGAAUAUCACAUGCCCGACGUUUGUGGGGACUGAGCUUUUCAUCACCACCGCGAAAGAUGAUGUCAAUGACGAGUUGCUCCCGGAGUCAAUCCAGUACGGUGGACACCUCUAUAGAGUUGACGUGGGAAUCCGUGGGCGGCCCAAGUACGAGUUUCAACUGCAGCAGUGA
This is a messenger RNA of Aspergillus ochraceoroseus IBT 24754, 933 nucleotides long. RefSeq names its product SMP-30/gluconolactonase/LRE family protein. The transcript has 4 exons. Gene Ontology annotation, molecular function: gluconolactonase activity; calcium ion binding. Bases 1 to 933 code for a protein of 310 amino acids. The record is from RefSeq and is a predicted model, not a curated record. Gene Ontology annotation, biological process: L-ascorbic acid biosynthetic process. NCBI's taxonomy places the organism in Eukaryota, Fungi, Ascomycota, Eurotiomycetes, Eurotiales, Aspergillaceae.